This is a messenger RNA of Didymodactylos carnosus, 852 nucleotides long. Lineage: Eukaryota; Metazoa; Rotifera; Eurotatoria; Philodinida; Philodinidae. The record is from the annotation of a GenBank genome assembly.
AUGUACUUCAUCCUUGCUAUCACAUUAGUGUUUGCCUCAUCUUAUGGCCAAUAUUCAGUUGCAAAUCAACUAUCUUCUGCUGGUACUGCCAAACGAACUGUAAAUGCGCUUCUCGUUAUCGACGUUCAGAAUUGUUUCAUCAGCGGAAGUCUUGCUCUUCCUCAUAGCCCUGCAGAUGUUAUUCCUAUCAUCAAUAAUCUUUUGAAAACUAUACCAUUUGACUUGGUUGUUUAUUCACAUGACUGGCAUCCGUCGAAUCAUAUUUCUUUUUUUAAUAAUUUAAAUGAUCGUCGACAGUACAUCAAACCCGGUACGAAAGUUCCGGAUCAACCGUAUCAAGUUGUCACUUAUACGGGUCCAAAAGUCGAAACGGAGCAAAUGCUAUGGCCGACUCACUGCGUGCAGAAUACUGGAGAUGCCAAUUUACAUGCCUCACUCGUUCAAACAACAUUGAAAGGUGAAAUUUUUCACGUCAGAAAAGGUAUAGAUCCAGAUCUCGAUAGUUAUUCGGCAUUUUACGAUAACCAAAAACUUUAUAAAACUGAACUCGAUGAUAUACUACGGCAACGUAACGUAACACGAGUGUUUGUUGUCGGUUUAGCUACCGAUUACUGUGUUGCAUAUACAGCGUUAGAUGCUAAUGAUUUAAACUAUGCAACAUACGUUGUUGAAGAUGCAUGUCGAGGUGUUACAAACGCAUCCGUUCAAGCUCAAAUUGCCUAUAUGAAACGCCAAGGAGUUAAAAUAAUUCAUUCGAAUGAAGUUAGAUCAUUAAUUAGUGGUGCUGCCCUUACACAGUUAAGUUUCUCUCUGAUGCUAGCAGUUCUAUUCGUAUUUUAUUUUACAAAUUAA